This is a messenger RNA of Microtus ochrogaster (prairie vole), 3048 nucleotides long. It is a transcript of the gene Kcnk4, whose product is annotated as potassium two pore domain channel subfamily K member 4. Gene Ontology annotation, cellular component: plasma membrane. Gene Ontology annotation, molecular function: outward rectifier potassium channel activity; potassium ion leak channel activity. The record is from RefSeq and is a predicted model, not a curated record. Gene Ontology annotation, biological process: potassium ion transmembrane transport; stabilization of membrane potential. Lineage: Eukaryota; Metazoa; Chordata; Mammalia; Rodentia; Cricetidae.
CACAGAGGAACCCCGACUCCAAAAAGCAAAAUAACAACAAAAAGUACUGAACACAAGGCCAUAGGAUCUCGGAAUGCUGCAGGAGAGACUUUGUGAAGAUGAGUAAAGAAAUGAAUAUGAACAUAAACAGGGGAGGACAGAGAUAGGAUGGGACCCAGGCUUAGCUGUUCAGAAAAUGCUAGCACUCUACUCUGCCUGCUGAGAUUGGCAAGCAGCAGCUGCACCCCCCCGGGGGGGGGCUGACUCCAGGGCCUGGAGUAUCAGAGCGGGGGGUGCAGCCAGAGCAGGAGGUGCUCCAUCAAUGACUUCCUAGAACCAGGACCCAACCCAUACAGCUGGUUAAAUCCAGGUGGCCUUAGAAAGAUCUCCCUGCCCUCUAUCCCCACAUACCACUUUCUCCCCUGAGAGCCUCUGUCUCAUAAGUGCUGAGCCCAAGGACCAGACUAUUCCCCAUGGGCGGAGGAAAGAGGGCUCUUCCCAGUCUAGUAAUAGAAGAUUCCAGGAGAUGAGUGUGGCGGCUGUUCUGGACCAACCGAUGUGCAGGUUAGGGCAGCGCUGGGGUUCCGAUCCCAGUCUGGAAGAUUGGUCUCCGCGUCGACCCCUCUUCGGUUCUUCUGCCACUCACUGGCCAGGACAAGCCAGGAUUGGGCAGCCCAGAGGGUGCAGGUAAAGGGCUGGGUGCAAGGCGGGUGGCAGUGAGAGCCGGUGGCGCGGGUGCGGCACGUAGGGAGACGUAGCUGUGGUGGGGUUAAGCGCCCACGGAGGGGGCUUUUGACAGUGGGAAGGGGGGGGUCCCAGCCAGAAGGCCGAGCGCUCGGUCCCCCUGGUGCCGCCACCUCCGUGGCCCAGCCCGUAUCCAUCCGUGUGAGUCGGCGCGGGAGACUUGGUCGCAGCCAAAGCCGCAGCCGCGGAGGGUGCGGACAGUAAGUGCGGAGCAGGCGCGGGAACAUGGGCUGAAUAUCGGGCCGGGACCUGGGAGGCGACUGGCAGGGCGGGACACCCACCUCCCGCGCGCGGAUGCACGUGCGUCCCGUCGCGGGUCACGCUCGGAGGCGUCGGCGUAUGGACGCGGGGGAGGUGGUGGGAGCAAGUGGCUGUCGUGCGGUGUCACGCGGAUCUGGUGUGUGUGUGUGUGUGUUAGCGCACUCGGAUCUCUAGGGUGGUUCCACACGGCGGACACGCCCAUGGUGGUCAGUUGUGCCGGGGUCUGCUGGAGUAUGGUGCAGUGCUACGCCUGCAGCUCCGGCAGUUUGCGGCUAGAGACGAGGGGUGGAGUGUGGAAUCGUGGAUUUUUGUGACACGUGUGGCGGACAGUGUAUAUAUGUGUGCGUGCGCUCCUGCCAUCUCCCAUUGCCCCCUUAGGUGACAGCUGUCCUGUGGGCCGCUGUAUCUAUACUGCCCUUCCUACCCUGUGCCUUGCUUCUUCCACUUCUUCCGGGAACCUGGUGCCCACCCUUGCUUUCCUUGGCUCUGGGCCUUGCAUCUACCCUGAAACCAGAUCUGCCUCUGGGUUCCUCGAAAGGCCCACGGAUGGGUGGGGACCCUGCUGAUCCCUGCUAGCCUGGACUCUGGAAAGGCAGGAAGGGACAGAUGCAUCUGAGGAGGCUGCCACAGCCGCACUGGGAGAGCCAAGUAUGGACCUGCUAUUCCUGUCUCCUAUUCGUGGGCUCCAGCCUCUCCUCCUGCUUUGCCUUGGAAUGCCCUGGUCUUCCCUUGGUCUUCUCUAAGGCAGAGCUCCCUAUGCCUCACAACUCCCAACAUUUCUCACAUACCCUGUCUCUUCUUAGGCUGGCUUAUUGUCUCCUCCUUCCUCCCACUGUCCUCAUGGUUAGGCGGGGGUGGGGGUAAGAGGGAGGCUGGAGGUGGGGGCUUAGGUACCUGGAAUUAGGUGUCUAGCCAGAGGAUGCUGUGGGGGUGGGGAGGAGUUACAUCCAUGGACAGACAAUAAAGCUAGGAGCUCCAAAACCUUGGGGAGUCUAAGAUAGAACAGAAAUAUGCAGGUGCCAAAUCUCUUCUUAACCCCAAAAUCCUUGGUUUGGCCUGCAGUGACCACUGCUCCCCAGGAGCUCCCUGCUCCUCCUCCCCAGGCAGGAAGUGGAGCUGGACCUGCCUCUGGAAGGGCCAUGCGCAGCACCACACUUCUGGCCCUGUUGGCAGUGGUGCUGCUUUACUUGGUAUCCGGAGCUCUAGUGUUCCAGGCUCUGGAGCGGCCUCAUGAGCAGCAGGUUCAGAAGGACCUGGAGGAUGGCCGGGACAAGUUUCUCAAGGACCAUCCAUGUGUGAACCAGGAGAACCUGAGGAAAUUCAUCAAGAAGUGGCACGUACCACCCGGACUGGUGAGAAUACUGUCUGCGGUGCUCUUUCUGCUGAUUGGCUGCCUGCUCUUUGUCCUAACUCCUACCUUCGUGUUCUCCUAUAUGGAGAGCUGGAGCAAGCUGGAAGCCAUCUACUUUGUCAUAGUGACACUCACCACCGUGGGCUUUGGCGAUUAUGUGCCCGGCACUGGCUCCGGACAGAACUCAGCCUACCAACCUCUGGUGUGGUUCUGGAUCUUGUUCGGCCUAGCCUACUUCGCCUCGGUGCUCACCACUAUUGGCAACUGGUUGCGAGCGGUGUCCCGCCGCACACGGGCAGAGGUGGGUGGCCUCACGGCGCAGGCUGCUAGCUGGACCGGAACAGUGACAGCACGAGUGACCCAGCGAGCCGGACCUAGCUGCCCGCCGCCAGAGAAGGAGCAACCGCUCCUGCCCUCCUCCCUGCCGGCACCGCCUGGUGCUGCUGAGCCAGCCUGCAGGCCAGGAUCCCUUAUGCCUUCAAAGAAGGCCGAGACACCUUCUCCGCCCACAGCUUCGGCUCUGGAUUACCCCAGUGAGAAUCUGGCCUUCAUCGACGAGUCCUCAGACACGCAGAGUGAACGUGGCUGCGCCCUGCCUCGCGCGCCUCGGGGUCGUCGCCGUCCCAAUCCCGCCCGGAAACCCUCGAGACCCCGGGGUCCUGGGCGUCUCCGAGAUAAGGCCGUGCCGGUGUAGGGGCAGGGUCCCUGGUCCG